AUGGAGCACCUGGAGCGCUGCGCGUGGGUCCUACGGGGGACGCUGGUGCGGUCGGCGGUGCGGCGAUACCUGCCCUGGGCUCUGGCGGCCUCUAUGCUGGCGGGCUCCCUCCUUAAGGAGCUCUCUCCGCUGCCCGAGAGCUAUCUCAGCAACAAGCGCAACGUCCUCAACGUGUAUUUUGUCAAAGUGGCCUGGGGCUGGACCUUCUGCCUCCUCCUGCCUUUCAUCGCCCUCACCAACUACCACCUGACGGGCAAGGCCGGCCUGGUCCUGCGGCGGCUGAGCACCCUGCUCGUGGGCACGGCCAUCUGGUACGUCUGCACGGCCAUCUUCUCCAACAUCGAGCACUACACGGGCAGCUGCUACCAGUCGCCAACCCUGGAGGGGGAGAGAAAGGAGCACCAGAGCAAGCAGCAGUGCCACGGGGAAGGGGGCUUCUGGCACGGCUUCGACAUCUCAGGCCACUCCUUCCUGCUGACCUUCUGUGCCCUCAUGAUUGUGGAGGAGAUGGCCGUGCUGCACGAGCUGAAGACGGACCGAAGCCACUGUCUCCACUCGGCCAUCACCACCCUGGUGGUGGCCCUGGGCUUCCUCACCUUCAUCUGGGUGUGGAUGUUUCUGUGCACGGCCAUCUACUUCCACAACUUGUCCCAGAAGGUGUGUGGCACCCUGUUCGGCCUGCUGGGCUGGUAUGGGACGUAUGGCUGUUGGUAUCUGAAAUCCUUUUCUCCAGGACUUCCUCCCCAGAGCUCCAGUUUGAAUCUGAAGCAAGACACUUACAAGAAAUAA
This is a messenger RNA of Rangifer tarandus platyrhynchus (Svalbard reindeer), 789 nucleotides long. The record is from the annotation of a GenBank genome assembly. NCBI's taxonomy places the organism in Eukaryota, Metazoa, Chordata, Mammalia, Artiodactyla, Cervidae.